AUGAAAUUUAAAAAGUGCACAGGAAUUACGUGGUCCCUUUUGGAGCUUGCGGGUCUAAUUGAAGAUGAAGAUUCUCGUGUUCAUUUCGAAAAAUGUAGAAAACAUCUUGGAUUGCAUCCAUUUCACUUAACAAAUCUGAAUGCUGCAUUAAAUGAAAUUUUAAGUUCGAAUUUAAAUUCGUAUGAUAAUGACUUAAAAGGAUUCCUAUUAGCUUACAAGAAUCCUAAAUUACUAACUCCAUUAGGAGAAAUAUUUUACGAUACAUGCUUUAUUCAUGUUGAUAUAGAAGCAGACUUUUAUAUAUUUAGGCCCAAAGUAGGGUAUGCAUUAAAAGGAAUUGUCAACAAAAAGGGAUUAGAUCAUAUAGGGGUUCUCAUACAUAAAACAUUUAAUGUAUCAAUUCCAAAACCAGAUGACGAUGAAAAUUGGUCAGGUGAUAAUCUUGAAAUUGGCCAAGAAGUACGAUUUGUAAUAACUCUUCUUGAUUUUACUGGUAAAUUACCAUUUAUUCGUGGUGUCUUAAAUCAAAGUAACUAUUCCCAUGGGUGUAGAUUAAUGGAAACAAGUAUUAAUAGCAGGAGGCUAUCUUCUGGUGAUAAUAUUCAAAACAAUGUUGAGAACUCAGUUAAUAAAAUUUCAGAAAAAAAGUCUAAGCAUGCUAAGGAACACACAUUUUCUGCCAUUGAUUCUGAAAAUACUUUUGAUGAUGAUAUUCCACAAAUAAAGGAAGAAUAUAUUCCCCAAAAAUCAAAAAAGAAAUUUAAACAAGAGGAACCCAUUGAGGACAAUAAGCAAUGGAAAGAAGACAAAGAACAUAUAAAAAUAAAGAAAGAAAGUAAAGAAUCCAAACCUGAAAUAGUGAAAGUAGAAUGUACAUAUGAUGAGGUUAUAUACAAUGUUUCCAUAAAUUAUGGAUAUGAGAGUAAUGAAGAAUUAGAGACAUCUAUAGUAUCAAAGAGUAAAACCAAAAAGAAAUCCAAAGCUCAAAGUUCUCAAAGUAGCAUAGAUGAAGAUAAUGAAAAGUAUGUAGAACAUUCAUCAAAGCAAAUGUUAAAAAAGCCAUCUACCUCGAAUUUUAAAGGUGAUUGUAAUGAAAUUAAGGUGGAACAGCUUGUGGAAAAUAGCGAUAUAGAACAGGCUACAGAAGAAAGUAUACAUGGAAGUAAAGAUAAAAUAAAUAAAAAAACUUCGAAAAGGAAGAAUUUAAAUGAUAGUAACAAUUCUGCAGCUGAUUUUAGUAUAAAUGAAUGUAUUCCAAUUUCAAAGAGUUCCAGUAAAAAAAGGUUAAAGAAACCUAAAGCAUCGGUUUCAGAAGCUGAAGAAAUACCUGUCAAUGUUAAGACAGAAGAAUUAAAUGGUAUAGACAUUAAUGAAACGAAUAAUGAAAUAGAAGAGUCUCCGAAGAAGCGACACAGAAAGCGUAAAUAUUCUGUUAAAUUGGAUACUUCGGAGAAUGAAGUGGAUGGAAAUAUUAAUGAAAUGUCUGUAAGAAAAUCUAGUAUAUCAGAUUCUGAAUUUAUAUCUCCGAAUAUAAAGAUUAAAAAAGAAAAGGUGACUAGUUCUGAAAAUACUGAAGACGAAAACUACGUGCAAAAAAAUAAUCUAUUAAUAAAAAGGGAUCCCGAAUUAAGCCCAUCUAGUUCUAAUUAUGAAAUAAAAGUAGAGGAUGAAAAUAAUACAAUUAAAAAGAAACGGAAAAAACAUUCAAAGAACGAAAUUACAGGUAUGAGGGAAAUUAAAGUAAAGCCGGACUUUAAAGAUGUCGUAAUUAAAGUAGAAAACCCUGACGAUGGUGACGUAUCUGGAAACGCUUUUUGGGAGGAAGAUAGAAAAAGUUUGUCGAACUUUAAUACACCCCAAAAAAAAUGUAAAACAAAUUUGGAUGACAAUAUCAAUGAUAAUGAAGAAGGUAUAAAAAGUAGCAAAAAGGAUUUGAAAAGGAAAUCAGCUGAUAAAGAAAUGUACAGUGUUAAAGUAAAAGAGGAAGAACUUACGAUAAUUGAUGAAAUGGAUAAUUACAGUAGUUCUAUUAGUCUUCGAAGUCCCGAGAAAUCGAGGAAACGUAAGAGAAGUUCAUCACAAAUGCAGUUAAAUACAUCUCAAUAUGAAGAAAAUACAUCAGACAUUGAACCAAACUUUGAUUUUUGGAAUGUUAAAGUUAAAACUCAAAGAUUUACAGACAGUUAA
Messenger RNA from Habropoda laboriosa, 2187 nucleotides. RefSeq names its product myb-like protein X (gene Polr1F). Bases 1 to 2187 code for a protein of 728 amino acids. The transcript is spliced from 4 exons. The record is from RefSeq and is a predicted model, not a curated record. Gene Ontology annotation, cellular component: RNA polymerase I complex. Gene Ontology annotation, biological process: DNA-templated transcription initiation. Lineage: Eukaryota; Metazoa; Arthropoda; Insecta; Hymenoptera; Apidae.